AUAAAAUUGGCAACUAUGCGGAACAAGCGAGGUGUGCAAGUAGUUCGGUACGCAGAAUAGUACCUCGACAUCAGCGACAUCAGCCUUUGACAUUGGAAGAUUUCAGAAAACAAUAAUAAAUUCAUCUGACUAUAAAAGAAAUACAUAGUUCAAUAGCUCCGGAGUGACAAACCGGAUUGUUGUUGGGAUGUAAACAAAUCCCCGAGGCGAAAAUUUCGGGAAUGAAUUGAUUUCUUGACGGUGGAAGAUCUAGCAUGGGAUGGAAGCAACCGAGUUAUUAAUGAAAAUAUGUGGAGAUGAAUACUAAAAUUAUUACUCAUGGUGAACCAGGGAAAUUACUAGGCAACACAAGAAAUUGUCCAUAUCAGGUUCCCAAAUUGUUCAGUGACAUGGAAGAUGCUGACUACUAUAUACAGGCAGCCAAACGACUACAGAAGAUACAAAUUAAAAAUUAUAGUUAUUCCGUGGUAUUAAUGUGUUGUUUGUUAGCUAAAUACACCGUUAAAAACAAGCCCUUUCUUGGGAAAUGGCCAAUGGGCCGGUCUAGUCAUUUUUGUCAAUAA
This is a messenger RNA of Acanthoscelides obtectus, 563 nucleotides long. The record is from the annotation of a GenBank genome assembly. NCBI's taxonomy places the organism in Eukaryota, Metazoa, Arthropoda, Insecta, Coleoptera, Chrysomelidae.